Molecule: messenger RNA, 933 nt
Organism: Boleophthalmus pectinirostris (great blue-spotted mudskipper)
Lineage: Eukaryota; Metazoa; Chordata; Actinopteri; Gobiiformes; Gobiidae
Product: olfactory receptor 13C8-like
Exons: 2
Coding region: 1-933 (310 amino acids)
Biological process (GO): G protein-coupled receptor signaling pathway
Cellular component (GO): membrane
Molecular function (GO): G protein-coupled receptor activity; olfactory receptor activity
Source: RefSeq, a predicted model, not a curated record
AUGAAGUCAAAUGAAACAUUUAUUAUUUUGGAUGGUUUUAUGGACUUGGAGAAAUACCGAGCACUGUAUUUUAUCAUCAUGUUUACAGCUUAUGUCCUCAUCCUCUGCAGUAACUGCACUAUUAUCUGUCUCAUUUGGAUCCACAAAGACCUGCAUGAACCAAUGUACUUCUUCAUUGCUGCUUUGUUACUGAACUCUGUUCUUUUCACCACGGCUCUUUACCCCAAAAUACUGACAGAUAUUUUAUCUGAGAAGCAGGUUGUUUCUUAUUCCACUUGUCUUUUCCAGUGGUUCACAUUUUAUGCGAUUGGAGGUGCUGAAUUCUGGUUACUGAUGAUGAUGGCCUAUGAUAGAUAUAUGGCUAUUUGUAAACCUCUGCAAUAUCCAACUGUAAUGAACAAAUCCAAGGUGAAUGUGUUGUUAGCAGUAGCUUGGAUUGUACCAGCUUGUCAACUUGUAAUAGGUAUUACGAUCGCAAGUCAAAGAAAACUUUGCUAUUUUAUUUUCCGGGGCAUCAUUUGUAACAGUAUGAUUCAUAAACUUCACUGUGUUCAAUCAGUUGAAUUAAACAUAUGGGGCUUGUAUGGCUUGAUAAUUAUCACUUUUGUCCCAUUAAUCUUUAACAGUUUUACUUAUACCAGGAUAUUUAUAAUUACCACCAAAAGAGGCCCGAAGGUGAGGAGGAAAGCACUGCAGACUUGUUUGCCUCACAUAGUGGUUUUCUUCAACUUUUCUUGGCUGACGACAUUUGAUGUACUAUUGGCCCGAUUAGAAACAGAAUUACCUCAAAUGGUUCGUGUUAUCAUGAGUUUUCAUCUCAUUUUGUGUCAUCCUCUCUUUAAUCCCAUCAUCUAUGGACUAAAAAUGAAGAAAAUAUCAACACACUUGAAGAGACUGUUCUGUGCUGGCAAAAACAAGAUGGUUCACACGUAA